GCGACUUCAGCAUCUGACGAGAUCUCAGCAAUCUAAUGAAUAUAUAAUGACUUUAGAUGUCAAAUGUUUUCUUAUUUAUUUGCAUAUAUAAAUUUAUAACAGAGGGCGCUUUUAGAGUUUUAAAGACUUUGAGUUCAAACAUGCAGAGCGGCGAAAUAAAACAACGAAAAAAGACUUCAGAUGCCCAAGAAAACGGAAAGAAGAGAAAAUCAGAAGAUAAAGUUAAAGAUGAAGUCAAAAGAGAAGCAGAAGAGAAAGAAAACACGAUUAAAAGUUCAGAAAAGAGUUCAGAUGUGAAGCUCGUCAUGAGUUUGAUGUCUCUCGCGGUCUCUUUAGUGUUAAUGUGUGCUCUCUAUCAACAGAAUGUAAAGUUUGCAGAAAUGAAAGAACAAUACGAGGAAUUAUUUGAGAAGACACGAGGCGUCCUCGAGCUCCAGUCACAGAUGACCACAGUCUCAGAAAAGUGUGACCGUGUUCAGGCACUGAUGUCCGGUCUGGAGAGAUCACCGCCCGUUUCCCAGCUGAAGAGUUUGGAUGCGGAGGUCUCUCAUUUAAAGGAGAGAUUCUCAAACUUUACUGGACAGCGACAUCAACUCCAACAGAAUCUGACUCAUCUCAUCCUGGCCGUGGAGAACGUCGAGAACCGAAGUCUGGUCAUCUCCAGUGAAGUGAUGUCAAAGGUCGCCUCCGUCCGUACGGACCUGAGGCGCAUGGGCGGUCUGGAGGGUGAAGUGGAAGCUCUCGUCAGCCAGACCGACACCCUGGAGGAAAAGGUCACGCAGAUUGAAAAGCUGAUGAUCAAACGCAUCGGUGAUCUUCUGGCCAGCAGUAUUGACCGUAUUUCUGGUCUGAAGAGCUCCACGGAGAGUAGCGCUCAGCGGCUGGAUCAGAUCGGCAAACUCGUUCAAGGGCUCUCCGCGGCCGACAGACAGCUCUCUGAUCGGAUCCUGACGCUGGAGAGCGCUCAAGCCAAGAUGUUGAAGAUGACCACCUUCGCUACUGACCUGAAGCCCAAAGUCUUUACGAUCAGACAGGACUUUACCAUAAUUGAAUCCAAACUAUCGGAGCUGACGCUGAGGAUCGGACAGAUCGCUGAAGAUGUCAUGAGAGGAGAAGAAGAGCUGGCAGAGAUGAAGAAGAGUUCAGGGGAGAUAAAAUAUCAAACACUGGAGCAGAAAGAUCUCCUGACAACAUGAACUCAAUCUCUAUCAGCAUUCAAGAUGUGCAUUUACUGCUGGAAGUCUUUUUGUAGACAGGUGAAGAUGAACUUUCACUAAGACUUUACAAUAAGAGAGUAUUUGUUAACAUGAGUAAAUGCAUUAGUUAAAAUAAACUAGCAAUGAUUCCUAUAGUUGAUCAGAAUGUAUUCAUCUUUGUUAAUGUAAGUUAAUGCCAGUACACUUUUUCAUGUUAUUUUUUUACCAUGAAUUAACUUAGCUUUAUCUUUUGAUUUUAUAAAUGUUUUAGUAAAUGCUGAAAUUAACAUAAGCUUAACUACUGAAGUAUUGUUCUGUGUUAGUUCAGUUAGCUGAUGCAUUAACUAAUAUUAACAAAUACAGUUUUAUUAAACUUUUAAAGCAAGAUUUAUAUAAGAACAUUAAUAUGCCCUGGACCAUCAUACCAUGCUAUUAGAUUAGAUUAUUUUAGUUUACAUGGUACUUAAUAGAUUAGCAUGACAUCCAUGAACAGAACACCUUAGUAUUACCAUGGUAUUGUUUUAAAGUAUAAUGUGAUAUUGAAUACCUAAAACAGUAUUUAAUUUGAGAUAUGAAUGAAGAUUCGGCACAUAAGUGCGGCACAGAACAGCCAAAUCUUUCCAGAAGAGGAAAUGGUCUGAUCUGAUCUGAUCUGUAAUGAUGUCUAACCUCACCCAUUCAAUGUCAACAAAAUCAAAUCAUUAGACACAUCAGUGUAGUACACAAACUACACAACAGAUCCUCAUGUAAAUAAAACAUGACUGCAGUCAUCUCAAUACAAACACAUUCAUCAAAGAAUCAACAAUGAGUCACAGUAAAUGUGUUUACAUUACACUACUAGACGUUUGUCUAAAAAUCUUUAAUGUAUAAAGAGAAAUUCAGAUGUAACAAAUGGAUUAUUUUGAGAGACAGAACAAUAAACAACAUAAGUUUUUAAUCGGGGGUCCUCCAAAUGUUGUUUGAAUACGAAAACUUUUGAGGGAUAAAUUAAAUUAAAAAUACUUAUCCCUAAUAAUAAAAAGCUAAAAUGAAGAGCAUAACAUUCCCAUGAUAAAAUCAAUUCAGCUAAAUUAAAAUGUUGCCAAAAGUAUUUUUUCUACAUCUUUGUAACGUAACCAUCAUAAUAAAGUAAGAUAUAGUUAUGUUAUGUGUGUCACGAACACUCCACCCAGAGUUUUAAAUAAUUACUGUAAUUAAUUAUAUUUCAUUUGUCUUCUUUAGUUCCUUAUUGGCUGUGCUGGGACACGAGGCUAUGAAGGUAAAGGAGGCGGAUCUAUUGAGUCUCUGCUAGCCGCGGGCCAUUGGCACAGCCGCGGGCCAUUGGCACAGCCACAUGCGUUCAUCUUUCAGUUUUUGUUUGUCAUGUUAGUUUGGAGCGGGGAGUCCUUGUUUGCCUAUUUAGUUUUUGUUCUCGUUUAGGUCUUAUGUUUUAGGUCUCAUUCUUUCGUUUGUUAUUAUUGUGAGUAUGGUUAAAUAAAUUAUUUAUUUGGAAUACCCUUGUUGUCCUUCUAUUAUGUUGCGUGUCCCUCAAUUCCUAGCAAGUAAUGUGCGGGACCAUAAAUGGGGGCUCGUCUGGAAUAAAUACUAAGAAAUCCAUUCUUGAUUUAUAUACAUGUACUGAGGGAUAUUUGGCUCCCCUUGUGAUGUCAAAAGGGGAUCUUAUUAUAAUAAUACCGCCCCUUAAUCUGCACUAUCCAACCAUGGCACUGCCAUUUAGCUCAGGGACGAGAGAGGAAAAUAAUUGACAGCACAAAUGAGUUUGAAUUUCAACAGGCAGUGUUUG
Paramisgurnus dabryanus is the source of this 2979-nucleotide messenger RNA. Lineage: Eukaryota; Metazoa; Chordata; Actinopteri; Cypriniformes; Cobitidae. The record is from RefSeq and is a predicted model, not a curated record.